Messenger RNA from Ctenopharyngodon idella (grass carp), 1634 nucleotides. It is a transcript of the gene cnpy2, whose product is annotated as canopy FGF signaling regulator 2. Gene Ontology annotation, cellular component: endoplasmic reticulum. The coding region runs from base 172 to 726 and encodes 184 amino acids. NCBI's taxonomy places the organism in Eukaryota, Metazoa, Chordata, Actinopteri, Cypriniformes, Xenocyprididae. The transcript has 6 exons. The record is from RefSeq and is a predicted model, not a curated record.
AGUUGAUGGCGGUAAUGCACCAAACAGCCACUGUCGACAGCCAAUACAAUUCAAGAAGAAAAACGAAAUUGUGGCAGAUCUCAGGUCAGCCGUUAAGCCACAAUUAUCCCUGUGUGCACGUCAUCAGUUCAUGUACGCGUGUGUGCGGUGCGUUUAAAGCAAAAGGUGGGGAUGGAAAACAAUUUUCACGUGGUUAUUUUCUGUGCAUUGAUCUCUUUGCACCUAAUGCUGGUCCAAGGAGCCAGACAGGGUCAAGACAUCAAAUGUGGAGCAUGCAGGGCAUUAGUUGAUGAAAUGGAAUGGGCCAUAUCGCAAAUAGAUCCUAAGAAAAUGAUCCAGACUGGAUCAUUUAGGAUUAAUCCUGAUGGCAGUCAGUCAGUAAGAGAGGUUCCCUUUUCUCGCUCUGAGGGUCACCUGCUUGAACUGAUGGAAGAGGUUUGUGAGAAGAUGAAUGAUUACGGCGAACAUGUUGACCCUGCCACCAAUCGAAAGACAUACGUGAGACACACGUCCCGUGACGGCACCGCCAUGGACCUUUCUGAUGUGGCCUUUGACUCCAGAGUCAGCUCCAGUUUAAAGUUUGCUUGUGAAACGAUUGUUGAGCAGCAUGAGGAUGAACUUAUUGAAUUCUUUUCUCAUGAGACAGACAAUGUCAAAGACAAGCUCUGCAGUAAGAGGACAGAUCUUUGUGACCAUGCCCUGAAGAUACCACAUGACGAGUUAUGAACCGAGCAGCUUUACCAAUGUGUUCACCUGUUAAACUUCAGUAAACAGACUGAUUCUCUUACUUGUUGAGGACGCUGAACAUGCAGAGAUCUACAUUAUGUAAUGUACUUGACCCUAUGGGUUAACUGUUGACCUGUUCAACUGUAUUAAUGGCGUUACCAUCAAAACUGUCCAUUGUCAUUAAUUAAAGCUGACUUUCUACAGCUAAAAUGAGAUCUCUUUAUGAGUCUCUCCAAUGGCAUACUUUUAUAUUUAACACUAUUUGGGAGCACUUAGAUUUUAGUUUAGAAGAUAAUUUGCAGUAUAUUGAUUAUAAGCACAGCGAUGUGGUGUUUUUUUUUUUCUCCAUGUCACAAAUCUGAUUAGAUUACUAGUCCUCAAGUCUUAAACUAUUAGGCUGCCACCACUUUGUAUGGAGAUGUAUGCAGUUUACCAACUUUUGUGUUUUCAUUUGUUUUUCAAAUAUAAUUUAAUUUGAUUGUUGCUUCUGUAUUUAUCAACAUUCUUUAUGUUGUUUGAAUACAGCAUUCAUUCUGUUAUAUGGAUAUCACCAUGUUAUAUUGUUGUUGUUGUAUUAAUAAGCAAAAUCUUACUCCCAAUUUAUUGUUACAGUAUGGAGCCAUGGUGUUUUAAUAUACAGCAGCACAAUGAGGUCUUAAUUGUCAAAGGGAUCAAAUCUCGUAUUUUCCUAACGUUUUGAGAGUUUUAAUCAUGUAUAGUAAAAACUUGAGCUGAAUUUUCUAGCAUCAAGAUGUACAACGCAGAACGAGAAAGAAACAUAAAACUGUACUUGCUACUAAAUGUGGUCCUACCUCAGGAGGGAGAAAAAUUAAAAUGUCUUUUACAAUAUCUUUUAAAGUCAUUUAUUGGUGAGUAUAUCAAUAAAUAAAAUCAUUUCUGCAUUGAGA